AGGACAUGGCGUUGCACAGUAGAGUGGGGUGCGGUGCACGUGCGAUUUUGCCUGUCUCCGGUCUAAUGUUACCCUCUUCUCUCGGGUUGAUGACAGUAAUCGCACGAGGAUCGAGAUGUUGCUAGCACAGGGCUAGGCCAAAGCAUGGAAGAAGCACCUGAUGGAGUCCUUGCCGUUUUCCAUGCCAUCGCCGAACAGGAUCCCGACGUGUUGAUACACCAAUUCGGGAACGGAACUUCGCCUGGCCUCUGCAAUGCUUUCGGGGUGUCAGCAGCAGGGUAUGCAGCUGCCAUUGGGAAAUUGAGUCCAGCCUUGCUUCGAUUCCUUGGGCCUAAUGUAAAGGACAUCAAUUCUGGCUCUCCUGCCCCACUCAUCUUUGCAGCAUUUGGAGGUCAUGCUCAUGUUGUCAGGUUUCUUCUUAUGCAUGGAGCGGAUCCCAAUCUUCCUUGCCCUCGAUCAGGUGUGACACCAUUGAUGGUUGCUGCUCUUCUUGGACAUGAAGCAGUAGUUGAUCUUCUGCUGGAAUGGGGUGCUGACACAAAUGUCCUGUCCAGUCGAGGAGAUACAGCUCUUUCUCUUGCUGCAGGCUCACCUUUUCUAUCAUCUCCACCAAUCAUUAAAAAACUGCAUCCUCUAACGUCAAGAAGACCCAAAAGAUGUGAGACUGGGAGUGAGAGUUCAGGGGACAGCAUGGUGGAAACAGUAACCAAGGGAAAGUCUUGGGAAUUCCUAGGAGGUUCUGGGAUGAAGCAUGAGGAUAGUCCUCUCUUACACGCCUCAAUGAAUGGGAAUUUGGAGGCAGUGGCAUUGCUGAUUUCCAAAGGUGCCUCACUGGAUGACCCUGAACCCCAGUUUGGGUGGACUCCUCUCAUGCAGGCUUUGUUUCAUCGGAAGUGGGAGGUUGCAAAAUACUUGAUAGAAGCAGGAGCAGAUGUGGCAUACAAGACAAAAGAUGGAAUGACAGCAUUCGAUGUGGCUCUUCUUGUUGACAUUGGCUUAAAUGAUCAAGAACUUUUUCAACUGCUCUGUCAGAGGGUUGCUGCAUCUACAACUUCCUCUCUCAAACUCACUUCCUCUCCUUCAGCUUCAGCUAUUGCUCUCAACAAGGAGAACUUGGAAUCCACAAGCUUCUGGAGGAAGCUGUUUAUCAUGCCUUGGAAGUCACAAAACCGGGAAAGAAAGGAAUCAGAUGUGAAACAGAAGCGACAGAAUGGAGUCUUGUCAAUUUCACAUGAAAACUUAGGUUUAUCCAAAUGCUCCCUUUCAGAAGACAGUGCAGCAGGGAAGGGGGACAGAAGAGCAUCCUUACCAGAGAUGGUUGUUAAUGCUCAAAAUUGUUCCAAAGAAGUCUCUUGGAUGGCACUGUUGAAGAAGUAUGGUCUCCAAGAUGCAGAAAGAUUGCUGAAGGAACAUGAGGUUGAUGAGUAUGCCUUCCUUGUUCUGACAAGAGAAGACUUUCUGGAGAUAGGUAUCCCCCAAGCACAAGUCUCAGCACUCUUACAAGUGCAACAGCAACUUCUGCAUAACUCCUUUCUCUGGGCACAUUCUCCAGCUGGAGAAGAUGUCAAGAUAUUGGAGAAGGGAUUUGUGGUCCCAGAGUAUAUGGCCAAUUUGGUGGUUCCUGAAAGCACAGAGAAGACAAAAGGUUGGAGAUGGUUUGGAGCAUCCUUGUCAUCUGCAGCUGCAGGAAUGAUCUCAUCCUCUGCAGGGAAGAAACCACAGGAGGAAUCUGACUGGCAGCAGGUCAAGCUCCAAGCAGAUGAACUCUAUGAUUCUCAUAACUUCCAUACUCUUUACACCCUCCUCCUCCCCUACAAGGGACUGCGGUCCCUUAUUAAACUCAGCCCAGACAACAUCUUUGGAAUGCAUGACAUCCUCCUCCUCACAGAGACAUUCCUUACUAAACCCAUGGACAUUGACAGCUACUACUCAUUUCACUCCCUUGCCAGGCCAACUGCAAGUAGAGAAGACCCUCAACUGACAAUGGCUGAAGAGCUCCUAAAAGAAGGCAAACUGGACAUGGCCUAUGAACUCUUGAGACAGGCCACCCUUAAUGCAGCCCCUAGGAUAACCAAAAAGGGAAGGAUCGCAAAGGAAUGGUUUGACCAGGAGUGCUAUAUGCUUAAGCACGAGGUAUUGAUGAGACAUCAAGAAGUCAUCUGGGAUCAAGGAAACUGUCCAGAAUACGCGGAAUCACAUAGAAGAUAG
Darwinula stevensoni is the source of this 2208-nucleotide messenger RNA. The record is from the annotation of a GenBank genome assembly. NCBI's taxonomy places the organism in Eukaryota, Metazoa, Arthropoda, Ostracoda, Podocopida, Darwinulidae.